This is a messenger RNA of Fragaria vesca subsp. vesca, 2586 nucleotides long. Its product is annotated as phospholipase D beta 1-like. Gene Ontology annotation, molecular function: calcium ion binding; D-type glycerophospholipase activity. Lineage: Eukaryota; Viridiplantae; Streptophyta; Magnoliopsida; Rosales; Rosaceae. The transcript is spliced from 11 exons. Bases 1 to 2586 code for a protein of 861 amino acids. Gene Ontology annotation, cellular component: plasma membrane. Gene Ontology annotation, biological process: phospholipid catabolic process; phosphatidylcholine metabolic process. The record is from RefSeq and is a predicted model, not a curated record.
AUGGCCAAUCUGGGUUAUAAGGAAUCGCUGUCAUUUGGAGGCUCAGGCCAUGCGCAGGGGCAACAAGUUGUGCCAUUUGAGAGUGGUGCAUUGAAGCUUUUGCUACAUGGGGCCCUAGUUAUAUGUGUCAAUGAGGCCAAGAACCUUCCUGCCAUGGAGGGUUUGCAUAAGCAUAUGGGGCGUGUCAUUGCGAAAGUGCCUGGGAGAAGUAGCAAAACAACAACCAGUGCUCCCUAUGUUACAAUUGCACUGUCAGGUGCUGUAGUUGGGAGGACCUUUGUGAUUAGUAAUAAUCAGAACCCGGUUUGGAAGCAGCAUUUUGAUGUUCCGGUCGCGCACUAUGCUUCAGAAGUGCAUUUUGUUGUGAAGCAUAAUGAUAUGGUGGGAUCUCAGAUCAUAGGUUCUGUGGGUAUCCCAGUUGAAGAGUUAUACGCUGGUUUUAAAAUUGAGGGAACCUUCCCUAUUCUUAACUCCACCGGUCAUAUCUGUAUGCCUGGAGUUGUUUUGAGCUUAUCAAUUCAGUAUACCUCAUUUGAAAAGUUGACCUUUUAUAAUCGUGGGAUAGGUUCAGAUCCUGAUCAUCAAGGGGUCCCUGGUACUUACUUUCCUCUUAGGAGAGGUGGUAAAGUAACUCUGUAUCAAGAUGCUCAUGUUCCUGAUGGUUGCCUUCCCAAGUUUGAGCUUGAUGGUGGUCUUGAGUAUAAGCAUGGAAAUUGUUGGCAAGACAUAUUUGAUGCAAUAAAUCAGGCGCGUCGCUUGAUAUACAUUACUGGGUGGUCAUUGUACCACAAAGUUACUUUGGUUCGGGAUAAUCAUGGUGCAUCAAAUUGCACAUUAGGGGAUCUUCUUAAGAACAAGUCACAGGAAGGUGUGAGAGUGCUGCUGCUUGUAUGGGAUGAUCCAACUUCAAGGGAUAUUAUGGGAUCUAUAAAGGGAGGGCUCAUGAAAACAGAUGAUGAGGAACUUCGACGUUUCUUCAAAAACUCUUCAGUCCAAGUGCUUCUUUGCCCUCGAUCUGCUGGAGAGGGUACCUGGGCCAAAAAGCAGGAAGCUGGAAUAAUCUAUACCCAUCAUCAGAAAACUGUGCUUGUGGAUACUGAUGCUGGUCAUUCUAAGAGAAAGAUCAUCGCAUUUGUUGGAGGUCUCGAUUUAUGUCGGGGACGUUAUGAUACUCCAGAGCAUCCUAUCUUUAGGACGUUACAAACAGUGCACAAGGAUGACAAUCAUAACCCUACUUUCUCGAAGCCUGUUAUUGGGUGUCCAAGGGAGCCAUGGCAUGAUUUGCACAGUAAAAUUGAUGGUCCAGCUGCUUAUGACAUCCUCACCAACUUUGAGCAGCGUUGGGGGAUGGCUUCAAAACCACAUGGUCUUCAUAAACUGAAGGAACGAGGGCUUCAAAAGCUGAAAGCACGAGGGCUUCAUAAACUAGAAACACAAGAAGAUGGUGAUGUUGAUGAUGCAUUACUUAAGAUUGAGAAAAUUCCUGAACUUAUUGGGAUGACAGAGGUGUCUCGCUUGAGUGAGGAUGAUAUAGAAGCUUGGGAUGUUCAGGUUUUCCGCUCAAUUGAUUCUAAUUCAGCGAAGGGAUUUCCCGAAGACCCCAAAGAUGCGACAAGCAUGAACCUGGUUUGUGGGAAAAAUGUGCUGAUAGACAUGAGUAUACAUGCAGCUUAUGUGAAAGCAAUCCGUGCAGCUCAACAUUUUAUUUACAUAGAGAACCAGUACUUUCUUGGAUCAUCAUAUAAUUGGAACUCAUACAAUAAUUUAGGUGCAAACAACUUGAUACCAAUGGAAAUUGCUCUGAAAAUCGUGAAUAAAAUCAAAGCAAAUGAGAAGUUUUCUGUGUAUAUUGUUAUACCCAUGUGGCCAGAAGGUGAUCCUACAAGCGUUCCUAUUCAACGAAUUCUCCUUUGGCAGCAUAAAACAAUGCAAAUGAUGUAUGAAAUGAUUUACAAGGCUUUAAAAGAUGUUGGACAUGAAAACACGUACUGUCCACAAGACUAUCUGAAUUUCUUUUGCCUGGGGAAUCGUGAGAAUGGAGAAAACAAUUCUGCUGCAAGUAAUCUAAGUGAAGCAAACACUCCUUAUACACUUUCUCAGAAGAGUCGGCGCUUUAUGAUCUAUGUUCAUUCUAAAGGAAUGAUAGUGGAUGAUGAAUAUGUCAUAAUUGGAUCUGCAAAUAUCAAUCAGCGAUCCAUGGAAGGUCCCCGAGAUACUGAAAUAGCAAUGGGGGCUUAUCAGCCUCAUCAUACUUGGGCAAGAAAACUCUCAAGUCCACAUGGAAAGGUAUAUGGAUAUAGAAUGUCACUGUGGGCAGAGCAUAUAGGACUUGUUGAAGAAUGUUUCAAGCAGCCAGAGAGUCUUGAAUGUGUCCAAAGAGUAAGGACUUUGAGUGAGCAGAACUGGAGUCAAUACAUAGCCGAUGAAGUCACAGACAUGAAGGGUCACCUCCUGAAAUAUCCGGUUGAAGUUAGUCCAACUGGAAAGGUGGAGCCUCUUCCGGGGUGUGCAGCAUUUCCAGACAUUGGUGGCUACAUAUUGGGGAGGAUAUCAUUCAGAGCCAUGCAAGAAAAUCUCACAAUCUGA